UGACACGUAAAUAACCGUGGGCCUUGCAAGUCCAGCAGCGCAAGUCGGCCGGGGCUUGCCAGCUUGCUUAUUUAUUAACGUCAAUUUGUUUUGUUUGUUUUUGUGUUUUUGUGUACGCUCUAAUCCUUCCCCGCACUCCGAGUAACGUGCAGCAAUGGGUGGGAUAUUCUCAGGCCUGCUCGCCAAGCUGUUCGGCAGCCGGGAGAUGAGGAUCCUCAUCCUAGGACUGGAUGGUGCUGGCAAGACCACCAUCCUGUACCGGCUGCAGGUUGGAGAGGUCGUCACCACCAUCCCCACCAUUGGAUUCAAUGUUGAGACUGUGACCUACAAAAAUCUGAGGUUCCAAGUGUGGGAUCUUGGAGGACAGACCAGCAUCAGGCCUUACUGGCGCUGCUACUACUCGAACACGGACGCCAUCAUUUACGUGGUCGACAGCUGCGAUCGUGACCGCAUGGGUAUCUCGAAGUCUGAGCUCGUGGCCAUGCUGGAGGAAGAAGAGCUGAAGAAGGCCAUCCUCGUGGUGUUCGCCAACAAGCAGGACAUGGAGCAGGCAAUGACACCCACCGAGGUGGCCAACUCGUUGGGCCUGUCCGCCCUGAAGGACCGCAAGUGGCAGAUCUUCAAGACGUCCGCCACCAAGGGGACCGGGCUCGAUGAGGCCAUGGAGUGGCUGGUGGAGGCUCUAAAGACGAGGCAGUGAAUACCACUGGAGUGAAUUAAUCCUUUGAUUCCACCAAGUCCACGAUUAUGUAAAGUAUCCUUCGUAUCUGGAGGUGACCAGCCGGGUGCCCCAAUCCCACGUGUGUACAGGGUUAAGGUGCAAGAGAAUACAUUGUUGCUGUUUAAACCUCAUUGGAAGGUCACAUUCCGUGUCCUUAAAGAAUGACUUUGGGUUUCUGUUUUUGCCUAUCGGUCCCUCGUUUUCAGCUGUAUAAAUGCGGUGGAUGUGUCAUGAUGUGGCAUUGAUGCAUGCGUAGAUGUGAGCCUCCAUUAAUGCAUCUUUAUUUGCAACUGGAGAUGUGAUAUUCUCUGGAGCUUAUCGCUAACACCAUUAGUGUUGAGGAUAUAUAUUUAACGUCCAAACUGACAUCACCGAAAACUAAAACGUGACCGUGCAACACUUUUCUUCUUCUUCUACUACUUAUUCUUGGCCAUUUAAAAAAUAAUUCCUGAGGUCUGUGUUCAUGUCUUUGCUUUUGUAAGCCUGGUGUCUAUAGCUAGCUGUCCACUGCAACGUUUUGCGUUACUCUUCAAUAAACAAGUUUUCGAUUUAAAGGCA
Messenger RNA from Lethenteron reissneri (Far Eastern brook lamprey), 1279 nucleotides. RefSeq names its product ADP ribosylation factor like GTPase 1 (gene ARL1). NCBI's taxonomy places the organism in Eukaryota, Metazoa, Chordata, Hyperoartia, Petromyzontiformes, Petromyzontidae. The record is from RefSeq and is a predicted model, not a curated record. Gene Ontology annotation, molecular function: GTPase activity; GTP binding.